Arabidopsis thaliana (thale cress) is the source of this 3651-nucleotide messenger RNA. RefSeq names its product Clp amino terminal domain-containing protein. The coding region runs from base 345 to 3431 and encodes 1028 amino acids. The transcript has 4 exons. The record is from RefSeq and is marked reviewed. Gene Ontology annotation, biological process: protein folding. Lineage: Eukaryota; Viridiplantae; Streptophyta; Magnoliopsida; Brassicales; Brassicaceae.
GUAUAAAGGAACCAGCUUGGUCUAAUUUCCUUAUCUGUCUAAAACUCUCUUAAACCUCUGUCUCUUCUCUCUCUUUCUUCUCUUACUUAUCUUCUUCUUCUCUUCUCUCAUUUCUUGAGUUCUCUCUCAAGACUCUUCUUUUCUUCAGUCUUCAAACAUAAGAAAGGAAGUUCCUUUUGUUUCUUCUGUUUUAGUUCUCUUGUGGGUUUAUCUAUUUGGGGUGGUGGUUAAAGGAGGGAGCUUUGGGAUUAGAAGUUUUUCAGUGAAAUCAGAAAGCUUUCGAGAGAGGUUUUUUUCAAUUUCAAAACGUGGGGGUGGGGGGUUAGGGUUAGGGUUUACAAGUUAUGCGAACAGGUGGUUAUACGAUUCAACAGACACUCACUACAGAGGCUGCUUCUGUUUUGAAGCACUCUCUCACUUUAGCUAGGAGAAGAGGCCAUGCUCAGGUCACUCCUCUCCAUGUUGCAGCUACAUUACUGUCAUCAAGGACAAGUCUUUUGAGAAGGGCGUGCAUUAAAUCUCACCCUGGUUUUUCAACUAAUUACCAGUUUGCCCCUUCUCGUCUUCAACAUCAUCAUCACCAUAACCAAAACCAUCCUCUUCAAUGCAGAGCUCUCGAGCUUUGUUUCAAUGUCGCACUCAACAGGCUUCCUACUGUUCCUGGUCCUAUGUUUCAUGGUCAGCCUUCUCUCGCAAACGCUCUCGUCGCUGCACUCAAAAGAGCUCAGGCUCACCAAAGACGCGGCUGUAUCGAGCAACAACAACAAACGCAAACGCACCCUCAAACGCAGCAAACGCAGUUAUUGGCAGUCAAAGUAGAGCUUGAACAGUUGGUUAUAUCCAUUCUUGAUGACCCGAGUGUGAGUCGGGUCAUGAGAGAAGCUGGAUUUAACAGCACCGCCGUGAAAAGCUGUGUCGAAGAUUGUUCCGUUUCUUCCGUCUUUUACGGUGGCUCAGCCGUCGGAGUCUUCUCUUCUCCAAACUCUCCCGAUCAACAACAACAACAUCACAACAGCAUCAACCGACUUCACCACUACCAAAACCCUAAAGAUUUCAACUUUAUAAACCCUAACUUCCCUUUAUGGCAAACCCAUUUCUUAAACCAAUCUCCAGACCAAAACCCACUUCUACUUUCCUCCUCCGCCUCUCAUCAUCACCAACAACAACGCCUGAGAGAAAUCGAUUUGAAACUCGUCGUUGAUGUUCUUAUGAGGAAGAAAACGAAGAAGAAGAACCCAGUGAUCGUCGGAGACUCAAUUUCGUUCACUGAAGGUUUCGUUUCAGAGCUAAUGGCAAAGCUAGAGAGAGGAGAAAUCGAUCAAACCGGUGAGUUAAAGCAAACCCAUUUCGUCAAGUUUCAUUUUUCGCCAAUGGCGUCCAAGUUCAUGAGAAGAGAAGACGUUGAGCUAAACAUAAAGGAGUUAAGGAAGAAAGUGCUCUCUUUAACAACGAGUGGCAAAAAUGCAAUUAUCUUCACUGGUGACUUAAAGUGGACAGUCAAAGAGAUUACAAACAACAACAGUGGUGGAAUCAAUGAGAUUUCUUCAUCUUACAGUCCUUUGGAUCAUCUUGUUGAAGAGAUUGGGAAAUUAAUCACUGAGUGUAACGACGAUGGUGAUGAUGAUGAUUGUAAAACCAGAAAGGUUUGGGUAAUGGGAACAGCUUCGUUUCAGACAUACAUGAGGUGUCAAAUGAGACAACCUUCGUUAGAAACACUGUGGGCACUUCAUCCUGUCUCUGUCCCUUCGUCAGCUAAUCUUGGCUUAAGCCUUCAUGCGACAAGUGGACAUGAGGCAAGGAACAUGAGUACUGUGAAUGCAACAAAGUCACUUUCUGGUUAUGAUAAAGCUGAGGAAGAAGAGACAAUAAGCCAUGUUCUGAGUUGUUGUCCUGAAUGUGUUACUAGCUUUGACAGAGAAGCCAAAUCCCUUAAAGCUAAUCAAGACAAGCUCUUGCCUUCUUGGCUCCAAUCUCAUGAUGCAGACAGUUCUUCACAGAAGGAUGAGUUAAUGGGAUUGAAGAGAAAAUGGAACAGGUUUUGUGAAACUCUACAUAAUCAGACAGGACAAUUGAGUAUGAUGGGCAACUAUCCCUAUGGCUUGCCUUAUGGAUCAUCACAUGAGUCUUCGAAAUCAACUUCUUUGAUUGAUUCAUUAGGUUUGAAGCCGAAUCAGCGAGCCACAAACUCGAUUGCUAAAUUCAGACGUCAGAAUUCUUGCACCAUUGAGUUUGAUUUGGGUGGAAACGAACAUGAGAAGGGUGAGUCGAUCAAUGAAGCUGAAGAUGACAAGGGAAAUGAGACGGUCACUCUUGAUUUGGGGCGUUCUCUGUUUCGAUCAGAUUCCGUAACAGAUACGAGACUGAAGCUCAGCGCUUUGGUCAAAGCUUUGGAGGAGAGUAUUCCAAGGCAAACUGUGACAAUGCGUCUUAUCGCUGAGAGUUUAAUGGAUUGCGUGUCAAAGAAGAAAGACAGUUGGAUUAUAAUCGAGGGCAGGGACACAACCGCGAAGAGGAGAGUAGCUCGUACUGUAUCUGAAUCUGUUUUCGGAUCUUUCGAGUCUCUGGUUCAUAUUGACCUUAAGAAGAAAGGAAACGAGUCAAAGGCCAGCCCGGCAACGCUACUUGCUUAUGAAUUGAAGAACCCUGAGAAGGUUGUGUUCUUGAUUGAAGACAUUGAUUUGGCAGAUUCCCGCUUCUUGAAACUCCUUGCUGAUCGGUUUGAGGACAAACGGAGGAUUAAAACCGGUAUCGAUCAUCGCCAAGCCAUCUUUAUUUUGACAAAGGAGGAUUCAAGGAAUGUGAGAAACAGAGACUCUGUUUUGCAAAUUGGUUUGGAGAUCACGGCACAGAGUCCAGGGAAAAAGAGAAAACCCGAAUCGGAUUUAUCGAUCGAGAAUGGGUUUUGGAUGAAGAAGGAAGUGUGCUCUAGGCAAUCGAGUUUCAAUAGCUCUUACCUCGACCUGAACAUAAAAGCUGAAGACGAAGAAGUAGAAGGUGAGAUCAGUCCAAUUUCAAGCGAUUUAACAGGAGAGGAGGAGACAGAGUUCUCCUCUUCAAGCAACUUUCUAAACCGGAUUCAAAACCGGUUUGUCCUAAACAGGUCAUGUGAACCAGGUAUCGAAAAAGGUAUGAUAACAGCAGCUUUCAGGGAGAUUUUUCCUGAGAGGGAAGAAGGAGGCGGAGUUAGGUUUAGCGUGGAGGACAAGUUAGUAGAGGAGCUUUACGGGAUUCAAAACGGUGCGUUUGAAAGAUGGUUAAAGGAGGUUUUUCAAACGGGGUUACUAACGGUUAAAAAGGGAGGGAAAAAGGAUACGGGUGUAAUUAGGAUGGUGUUUGGGGGUAUAGUUGACAACAAAGGAUAUGGUGGGGGUGUUGGUGGGUACAUGGCUACAUUUCUUCCGAACAAAGUCCAAGUUUCCAAGUUCGAGUAGUAGAAUCUUUCGGUUAAAUUUCUUUUGUUUCUUUUUCUUUCGUUCUUUCUUUUUCAAUAUGUAAAAUUUCCAUUACUAAUGUGGGGGUUUGACUGGUGUAACUCUUUUCUUCUUCGAAUGUAAUAUAAAUGCGUUUUAAAUUUGGGAAAAUAUUUUUAUUAGGAUUAUGUAAGAAAAAUAACAUCUUGCAUGGAUGCUGUUAAUGACUAUGGUAAUGGAA